This is a messenger RNA of Pocillopora meandrina, 321 nucleotides long. The record is from the annotation of a GenBank genome assembly. Lineage: Eukaryota; Metazoa; Cnidaria; Anthozoa; Scleractinia; Pocilloporidae.
AGGAUAAGCAACUGUCGGAUAGACCGAACCGUCACGAAGGGUAGUGCUAUGACCAAAGAAUUCUCCAUCCGUCAGACAGUGAUAGCUCGAAAUUACACUGGUGGUACAAAAUGGGUACUUAGCAUCAUCCGAGCACAACUUGGCCCCCUUUCUUGCGAAGUAGAAAUCAAAUCUGGCUUAAUGUGGCGUCGAUACACAGACCCACUGAGAGACACCAGAAUUCUAGUAACGCCAAGCAGCAAUCCUCUUACCCAGACCUCAGAACUUCCAAUCCAGGUUGAGAGUCGUGGGGCCCUAGUGUCUGAAGCCAGUGAACAGUAG